Serendipita indica DSM 11827 is the source of this 549-nucleotide messenger RNA. The record is from the annotation of a GenBank genome assembly. Lineage: Eukaryota; Fungi; Basidiomycota; Agaricomycetes; Sebacinales; Serendipitaceae.
AUGCUCAAAAACGCGUUACAAUCAAUCCCAGACAAUUCCCGACAAGUCUUCUCCACCUCGUCCGCGUCGUCUGAGGAGGAUCCAUCGAGGACCCCUCCACGCGUUCGGUCGCCCGUGAUGCGCACCAACGAGCUUCAAGAGCCCGAAUGCAUCCGUCAAAAGCAUUUUGCGGCAAAGGCAAAGGCCAAACGGCGGUACUCUCAAUACCAAGCAAGUGUAAUGCGACAACAUCCUGGACCAAUGCCAUCUCCCUUUUUCACCUUUACCGUCGAAUCCAGAGUCGUCAAGAAACCGCGUGUCUCUGCUCCCUCGACCAUGAGCCCCUUUCUUCAAGCUUAUCCACACUCUGAUGCAUCCUACAAGACAUAUGGAGCGAUAAAGCCGCCGACAAAGCGGUCGAAAUACGUCGUCAACCCGGCCGAUUUGCCCUCGUCGGACGACCUUGCAGCAGUGACGCUUCACCUCCAAAACGACGAAGACGACGAAAUGAUGCACUUGGAUGACGACGAGUCACCAACGUAUCAGCUAGAGGACCCCUUCAAUUACUGA